Messenger RNA from Schizosaccharomyces osmophilus, 2094 nucleotides. RefSeq names its product mitochondrial membrane ABC1 kinase family protein. The coding region runs from base 1 to 2094 and encodes 697 amino acids. Gene Ontology annotation, biological process: protein phosphorylation. Gene Ontology annotation, cellular component: mitochondrion. Lineage: Eukaryota; Fungi; Ascomycota; Schizosaccharomycetes; Schizosaccharomycetales; Schizosaccharomycetaceae. The transcript is spliced from 2 exons. The record is from RefSeq and is a predicted model, not a curated record. Gene Ontology annotation, molecular function: protein kinase activity; ATP binding.
AUGUUUUUAUACUCUCAAAGGAAUUCAAAGUAUUUCUUGGCAAGCCCAAGAAACAUCAUUGUGCCCUUAAGGACUUUACCUAAAUAUAACUAUGAGUCAAGGCUCUUUUCUUUUAUGUCCGCAGAAUCAGUUUUGUUUCAAAAGAAAAAACCCAGCAGUCUCGAAAAUGCACUACAGGCUUUUACUCAUGUUCAUUGCACAGAUGUCGGGCAGCAAACUCCCGUAGCUUUUACGAGAAAAUACGCAACCCAAUUAAGGCCUUCUAACCCUCAACGCUCUAAUCGGAGACUGUUUUCUACUUUACUAAUUACUAUUCCUGUCACUCUCUCAGGUUGUGUCCUUGCUUACAAAAUGUGGGAGCAUCUGUAUCAAAAACGAGAGCAACAACCUUCUUUGGCUCCAUCAUUGGAUUAUAAAGUGACAGAAAUUCGCGAUAAAAGUUUUUUAGGGAAGGUCAAACUUGUUUUGCUGUUAUGUAGACGUAUCACUUAUUUAUUUCUCGUUUUCUUUCCUAUAUCAUUAACCGCUCCCCUUGUAUACUUACUCUAUUUAAGUCCUUUCCAAAGGUUUUCUGUUGUCAUCUUUUCGCUCUGGGUUAAAUUGUUGGUGCGUCAGCUUGAAAAAGCUGGAGCUACCUUCAUAAAGCUUGGGCAAUGGGCAGCGACAAGAACUGAUUUGUUUCCUCCGGACCUUUGCAAUCAGUUAUCAAAAUUUCAUUCACAUGUAACACCACAUAGCUUCAACCAUACUGAAAAAGUUAUCAAAGAAUCUUUUAAUGUGGAUUCAAUUUCUGAUGUUUUUGAGGAUUUCUUGCCCAUACCUAUUGGGGUCGGAUCUAUUGCGCAAGUAUAUACCGCUAACUUGAAGCAUGAUUGUGCUCGAAACGAAGAAAGUUCUUCCGUUUUACCAAAUGAAGGAAAAUUAAAAAGCUUCAUGUUUUUUCAGCGAAAACCGGCACAAGAUUUACAUAAAAAGGUGGCUGUCAAGGUACUACAUCCGAAUGUGGGACUAAACAUUUCCCUGGAUUUAAUUAUCCUUGAAAUACUUGCCAACUUCUUUGAUUUUAUUCCUACUAUGAAGUGGUUGUCGUUUCCAGAAGAAGUGAAAGUGUUUGGAGACAUGUUGAAUCAACAGUUAGAUCUUCGGCAUGAAGCGCGAAACCUAAUACAAUUCCGUAAAAAUUUUGAUAAGAAUCAAUACGUGGAAUUCCCUAUGGUAUACGAAAACUAUACCAAAGAUCAAGUCUUGGUUGAGGAAUUUAUUCCUGGUAUCCCGUUGAGUAUGUUCCUUCGUCAUAGAGAUGGCCCUUUCAAUAAAGUUUUGGCAAAUGUUGGAAAUAGCUCUCUAUUUCAAAUGCUUAUUCUUAACAAUUUUACGCACGCAGAUCUGCAUAGCGGAAACAUCAUAGUUGGGUUCAAGAAAGGCUCCACAUUUUCGGGCAAUUUAGAGGUCUCAGAAAAUGACUUAUGCUCUAAAUUAAUGUCCAGUAAUGACGAAGAAUGGAAAUCUACCAUGCAAUACUUACAAGAUAUAGGAUAUCAUCCUUUUCUGACUUAUUUGGAUGCGGGUCUCGUAACGAAGCUUAGUCCGCAGGAUCUGCAAAAUUUUAUUGACCUAUUUCAAGCAGUGUUAACUUUUCAAGGGUAUGAAGCUGGUUUGCUGAUGGUUGAACGAAGUCGACAAACAGAACAUGUUCGAAAUAAAGAGGUAUUCGCUCUAAAAAUGGAGCACCUGUUGAAUGAUAUUCAGAAGAAUACGCUUUCGCUAAAGUCGCUUCAAAUUGGAACGAUUUUACAAGAAGUUAUGACGAUGUCUAGAGAGCAUCAUGUUCGCAUUGAAGCUAACUUUGCCAACACGGUUUUAUCCAUUCUCUUGAUGGAAGGAGCAGGUAGGCAAUUAUACCCUGAUAUGGAUCUUUUGAAUAAUGCUACACCCUUUCUGAGGGCUGCUUCUGCUAGACGCGAUAUAUCUAUACAAAGUCCUAUGAUUAAAAUAUGGCUGGCUCUAGAAGCAAGACAAUUUUUGCUCCUGAGCACAUCCAAAGAGACGGUUGAAGCCUGGAUUAAAGCGGAUAUGAUUUCUCCAAACAUAUAA